AUGGCUGUUACCGGAAAGUCGGGGAAGAACGAAGGGAGAAAGCCGAAUCGCUACCGACCUUUUCCUAAACGUGGGGGGAUGCAGCAGCAACCCCCAAUGCCAUUUCUACCACCUCCACCGUGGCAGGUCCGGCAACCGAAAUCCUCUGAUGACCGGCAUGUUAUGGCCAAACACGCCAGUCUAUACCCCGCCAAUUUACCGGCAUUUCAGAAAAUGGUGUCGGCUUGCGAGAAAGCACUCAAGCUUGUGUCCGAUCAGCUUUCUUGUAAUUCGUCUUCGUCGCCUCCAGCCGACGAGGACAGUCAUAGGGACGAAGAAGAAGGACAGACUACAUCCACGGGAGAAAAGUCUGGUGACAAUACUUCGGAAAAAGAAGCGUCAGGAACGGGUACGACAAAUAAGGAUUCUAGUAAUAAUCAGAAGGACCAACACAGACAAGAUAACGUCUACCGAUCGUUAAAAGGUGUCCAAAGGGUCGGUGUAUUCGGCCACGGACUGUUGUUACAGGAAGACACAACUGUCGAUCUUGUAGCUUUGUCUGCGGAAAAACCAACAGAAAGUUUGCUUCAGCAAAUUUACGAGUGCUUCCCUACCCACCUGUCGGCCGUCACUGACGAUAAAUACGAAUUAAAGCUGCAAAUGGAGUCGGCAGCGAUAUUUGUCACACGCGAAAAAGAACCUAAUAUUUCAUGUAGAAUCACUUUGACCUCUCCUCAGAUGAGGGAUAACCCUGAGGGAUCUGGGGACCAGGACGAACCACUCGAGGUAGGAAGUGACAACAAUGGUGACCACAAAAAUACAUCGGGCCCUAACGGUGGUGAAAAAGAUGUUGAAAACGCACAAGACGAAAAUGCCAAGAAAACUCAGGAUGAAAAAUCUAAUGAUGAUCACACCCAAAAUACAGACUCUUGUGACCCUCCAGAUGUCCUGAAUAAAGAAAUCUGUUUGGAAGCCUUAGCUCAACUCAGACGAGCAAAAUGGUUUCAAGCCCGGGCUAGGGGGUUGCCAAAUUGUGUGGUCGUGCUUCGUAUACUUCGUGAUCUUACCAAAAGGGUUCCCCAAUGGGCGAAUCUGAAUCUUUGGGCUAUGGAAUUGUUGGUACAGAAAUGUAUUGGCAGCGUACGGGUUGCUUUGGGACCUGGAAAUGCACUUCGUCGUGUAUUUGAGUGUCUUUCUGUUGGUAUAAUCCUGCCAUCGGGACAUGGACUAUACGAUCCUUGUGAGAGGGAACCAACUGACCCUUUGACAAACUUGAGUGCUCAGGAUCGUGAAAACAUCACCGCCUCUGCCCAACACAUGCUUAGGUUGAUGGCUUUUAGGAGAAUUCGCCAAGUGCUUGACAUGGAACCGCUGCCCACACCAAGAAGGAAAUUUAAACAGAGAAAGCGAAAGAGGGCAGGCGAGGGACUGGAUACGUCCGAAGCAAAUGCAAGUGAAAAGAAAGACAAGAAAGAAGAUGGGCAAGGCGAGGAGGAAGCUGUUGUUGUUGACGACGACGAUGAAGUUGAAGAAUUACUAGAAGAGGAAGAUGAAGAAGACUGUAGUGUUUAUUUUGAGCCCCCCUCUCUCUCUCUCUCUCUCUCUCUCUCUCUCUCUCUCUCUCUCUCUCUCUCUCUCUCUUGA
Acanthosepion pharaonis is the source of this 1623-nucleotide messenger RNA. NCBI's taxonomy places the organism in Eukaryota, Metazoa, Mollusca, Cephalopoda, Sepiida, Sepiidae. The record is from the annotation of a GenBank genome assembly.